This is a messenger RNA of Phanerochaete carnosa HHB-10118-sp, 261 nucleotides long. RefSeq lists its product as uncharacterized. The record is from RefSeq and is a predicted model, not a curated record. Gene Ontology annotation, biological process: mRNA splicing, via spliceosome. The transcript has 6 exons. Lineage: Eukaryota; Fungi; Basidiomycota; Agaricomycetes; Polyporales; Phanerochaetaceae. Gene Ontology annotation, cellular component: U2 snRNP; precatalytic spliceosome. Bases 1 to 261 code for a protein of 86 amino acids.
AUGUCUUCUGAACUCAGGUACACAGCGAAUACGCAACUAGAGCAUCUUCAUGCUCGGUAUACGGGUACUGGACACGCCGACUUGACUAAAUACGAAUGGUUGACCCACCAACACCGUGACACGCUCUCUUCGAUCGUCGGCCAUCCUCCAUUGAUGUCUUACCUGGCUAUUGCUGACGGAGAAGCUAUUGGGCGCGUUAAGUUUGAAAUGACCGAACGUAUGCUGCAGCCAUGCGGCCCCCCUCCUGCCAAAGACGACUAA